AUGGAUUUACUAUGCGAACCAGGCUCCCCAGCUACUCCACCCCGAAAGACACCGUAUGUCUGUACUGAGUAUUGGGACGGCGGACCGUUUCUUACCUAUCCGGUGAGGAAGGGCAUGGUCCGAGUAGUUCCUCCACGUCUCCGAAGCCUUCUUGGCAUAGAUGUAUCCAACGAGCCGUACCUGGAGGUUCUUUACCCCACACCAAAAGAGGAUAUCCAACCGUUUGUGCAGACAUGGCUUUGGUUCGGACUGUUUGCCGAAAUACUUGGCCUAAACGAGACCAGCCCUGGCCAUCGCAUCAUUGAAGAUUCCCUCGCCACCGAAGAGAUUCGGAAAUUGCACGAGACUUGUGUAUCUGUUGCUGAGGAAGACGGUAGUCGAUACCUUAGUGCCAGUGCCGUGCUGGAAGCUUCUCAAACCUUUGCCGAGAGGAUGCAGCUUGUGCCUGACAAGCAACAGAGGUUCAUAUACAUGCGUGAUUGCCUUCAUUAUGCUUGUUUGAUGAUGUUCUCUGUCUCGAAUUUGGAUGAAACGGUGCGAUACUCGAUAUGUGCCCUUGGAGAGUACUUCACCACAGGGUUAUUUCGAAUUGUUGCGCAGUCGAACCCCAAAUUAGAUGUUCCCAUUGUAGGAUUCAGUUGGCAUCAAAAUUAUAUGCAGGCUGGUGGCACGAUGGACAAGCAAAUGCUUCAACGAGGAUGGUGCCCGAGCGAAACUGAAAAGAUCCGAUCUCAGUUUCAGGGACUGCAUACGAUGCAUCAUAUAGCACAGUUGCAGAGACCUAAUGCUAAUCAGGAUCAUUCGAACUGUACCCGCCAUCUAUGCACAGCCUUUCAGAUGGAUAUAGAGACCUAUAAGCCUUCACACGUCUCUGAUGGCUGCAACUGUGAUCUCAUUGGUAUUGACGAGAGAGCAACGUCUUUAAUUCUCCGUAGUACCGAUACUUAUCCUAUCAUACGUUUUGAGCAGAUAGGAGAUGGAGUAGAUGACUUUGAGCUUGUAGUGGAACCGUACGAGCCGGGUGUUCCGUAUGUCGCCCUCUCUCAUGUUUGGGCCAACGGUUUGGGAAAUCCAAAAGCCAACUCUCUUCCAAGAUGCCAAAUAAAACAUGUGGCCAAGUUAAUAGCUUCAAUGCAGGCCGAAAUAGAGACAGGAGAUGCAGAAUACAGAACCGAAUACCGUAUCUGGAUUGACACUCUUUGUUGCCCUAUAGAGCUUGGGGGUAAACUGAUCGCGCUUGAGCGGAUUGCUAGUGUUUACAAGAAUGCAGCUCAUGUUCUUGUUCUAGACGCAUCCUUGACCGGAUUUGAUUCUCAAGACACUCAUCCUGCGGAGUUGAUGUUGCGUAUAUACGGAGCAUCUCCCUGGAUGAGACGAUUAUGGACCCUUCAAGAGGGUGCACUGACGAAAAGCCUAUAUAUACAAUUCGCGGAUAAGGCGGUUAACAGCUACGCAUUACUCGUCAAGCUCUAUGCUGCUGGUAACGUCGAUGCGCGCUAUAUGAGGAUAUGGCAAGACGUCAUGAGUGCAUACAAUGAACUCCAAGGUCUUCUCAACGGAAUAGAGGGCCUAACUAUAAAGCAAUCACCGCUCCUUAACCUUCAACGAGCACUGCAGUUCCGGACAGUGUCUGUUCCAUCUGAUGAACCGCUCUGUAUCUCAACUUUGAUGGGCCUCGAUACAAAGUACAUUGCUGCGGCCCCUGAUGCAGAAACUCGGAUGGCUCGCGCCUGGGAACUAAUGAACAAGUCGCUCGGUAGCCUUCCCACGCGAGUUAUAUUUUAUGCAGAUGAAGUACUAAGCAUACCUGGAUGGCGAUGGGCUCCCAGGAGUCUAUUAGGUUCAUCUGUCAAAGAUCCUGUCUUGAGUAUUGAUGAGCGCGUGCUACGCUUGGCUGGAGAUGGCCUGGCCGUACCAACACCUCUAGGCUUGAAAGUGGCUCUGCCUGGAUGCCGCCUUAUUCCACGUCCUCUGGUAGCCGGGCUUCCAUUGCAUCCCUGGCCUGGAUCUAUUAAUGCCACAGAAGAUCAAAUCAUUGUUCGCAAUGCUGAAAGUGGCAAAUGGUGCCGAGUAAUAGAUUGGUAUCGCAGCAAGAAAAUUGCGUCUUGGACAGACGAGGAGAGAUCAGCCUUUGACAGAAAGCAAAAUAAUCCUCUCUGCAGAGAGAUAGAUUCCGGGAGAUGCAUCUUGAUAUAUGAUGAAAAGUCUCGGGCCGACGGGACAAUCAUCGCAUGCAUGGCUCAAAUCGAAGAGGUUGGUGGAGAUUUCGGACAUGCCUCAAUUACGCCCAUAGAACUGCAAACUGGUCUACGAGUUCAUCGAACAAGGGCGGUGGUUAUGUCGCCGUUGAGCGAUGAAGAAGUACUGAUGAUGACAAUUUUCAGGGACCUGGCUACACUUGUAGCAAUAGAUCAAGAAACGUCCAAUCUACAGACAAUCGAAGAUCGUGAGAGCGAGGACUGGAAGAACUGCAUGGCCAAGGUUAAGGACAAGAUGAAAGAAGUCAUGGCGGAGGCAUGGAAAUCCAGUCCGGAGUUAAGACAAGCGGUUCAAAACAAUAUUGGUCCUGACCUGGAAGAGUACAUGUGGGCUUUUAUUCCCAAGGCCUUUUCUCACGAUGUUGUGGUGGAGGAGACGCCAAGUGAGCAGCUUUGGUUCGUCGACUAG
Molecule: messenger RNA, 2667 nt
Organism: Trichoderma virens Gv29-8
Lineage: Eukaryota; Fungi; Ascomycota; Sordariomycetes; Hypocreales; Hypocreaceae
Exons: 4
Coding region: 1-2667 (888 amino acids)
Source: RefSeq, a predicted model, not a curated record